Messenger RNA from Pelobates fuscus (common spadefoot toad), 811 nucleotides. It is a transcript of the gene NUDT2, whose product is annotated as nudix hydrolase 2. Gene Ontology annotation, biological process: ATP biosynthetic process; AMP biosynthetic process. NCBI's taxonomy places the organism in Eukaryota, Metazoa, Chordata, Amphibia, Anura, Pelobatidae. Bases 60 to 509 code for a protein of 149 amino acids. The record is from RefSeq and is a predicted model, not a curated record. Gene Ontology annotation, molecular function: bis(5'-nucleosyl)-tetraphosphatase (asymmetrical) activity. The transcript is spliced from 3 exons.
AUGACGCAUGUAUUCCAUUGAAGCUGUUGCGGGAGGCGGAAGUGAGCAGGUUUGAUAACAUGGCGUUAAGAGCCUGUGGUUUGAUCAUCUUCAGGAAGAUUAAAUCAGGAAUCCCAGCUUGUAACAUGAAUGAUAUCGAAUUUCUUCUUCUGCAGACUUCCUACGGCAUCCACCACUGGACCCCUCCCAAAGGUCAUGUGGACCCCGGAGAAGAUGAUCUGACCACAGCCCUGCGGGAGACGGAGGAGGAGGCUGGGCUGAACUCCAGCCAGUUUAACAUUGUGGACGGCUUCAGGAAAGAAUUAAAUUACAAUGUUAACGAGAAGCCCAAAACUGUCAUUUACUGGCUGGCGGAACUGAAAGACUUUAAUACAGAGGUUAAACUCUCUAAUGAACACCAAGAUUUCCGCUGGCUGUCUCUCCCUGAAGCGUGUAAACAUGCAGGGUACAAAGAUUUGCAGGACACUCUGAAAGAGGCUAAUGAGUUCCUUCACUCUCGCUCGGGGUAACAUUUACUGGCUAUGCUCACAAUAUGCACAAAAACAAACCUCAAUUAUCAGAAUAGUAAAUGCUGUUAUCAUCCCUCCUCAGUAAAUGCAUUUCCUGUUUUACCAGAUUGACGGUAAAUAGAGUGGGUAACUGUCAUACUACGUGUGGCCUUUCAUGUAAUACCAGCAAGCCAUCUGUGGUAGUCCUGGGCUUGUCCUAUUGUGGAACGCCUUUAUAAAUUAGUGGGAUAAUUACAUUUUCUUAUAGGAAAGUUAUUGGUAGCCUUGGGUACGUCAGUGCUGGAAUUUGUGACUUAUUAAAA